Megalobrama amblycephala (Wuchang bream) is the source of this 1548-nucleotide messenger RNA. Its product is annotated as dynein axonemal heavy chain 9-like. Gene Ontology annotation, biological process: microtubule-based movement. Gene Ontology annotation, molecular function: minus-end-directed microtubule motor activity; dynein intermediate chain binding; dynein light intermediate chain binding. The annotation marks the transcript as partial. The transcript is spliced from 9 exons. Gene Ontology annotation, cellular component: dynein complex. The record is from RefSeq and is a predicted model, not a curated record. NCBI's taxonomy places the organism in Eukaryota, Metazoa, Chordata, Actinopteri, Cypriniformes, Xenocyprididae.
CACUGGAGUGAUGUAAUGCAUGGAGCUGUGUUUGUUCAGGUGGAAGUGUGGCUGAACCGUGUUUUGGACACCAUGCGUGCCACUGUGCGUCAUGAGAUGACUGAGGCGGUCUCGGCCUAUGAAGAGAAGCCCAGGGAACAGUGGCUGUUCGACUACCCAGCCCAGGUCGCUCUUACCUGCACUCAGAUCUGGUGGACGACCGAUGUAGGUAUUGCUUUCUCCGGACUGGAGGAUGGAAAUGAGAAUGCAAUGAAGGAAUACUAUAAAAAGCAAGUGAAUCAGUUAAACACUCUCAUCACCAUGCUGAUUGGCCAGCUCACUCCUGGAGACCGGCAGAAAGUCAUGACCAUCUGUACCAUUGACGUCCAUGCGAGAGACGUGGUGGACAAAAUCAAUAAGCAAAAGGUGGAGAACUCUCAGGCCUUUCUUUGGCUGUCCCAACUCCGGCAUCGCUGGGGCGAGAGAGAGAAGCACUGCUUCGCAAACAUUUGCGAUGCCCAGUUCCUCUAUUCAUAUGAGUAUCUGGGCAACACUCCACGAUUAGUAAUCACACCACUCACAGACAGAUGUUACAUCACACUGACCCAGUCGCUGCAUCUGGUCAUGAGCGGAGCCCCGGCUGGUCCUGCCGGCACAGGCAAAACCGAGACCACUAAGGACCUGGGCCGAGCCCUGGGCAUCAUGGUCUACGUAUUCAACUGCUCGGAGCAGAUGGACUACAAGUCAUGUGGCAACAUCUAUAAAGGCCUGGCGCAAACUGGAGCCUGGGGCUGCUUCGAUGAGUUCAACAGGAUCUCGGUGGAGGUGCUGUCUGUGGUGGCAGUGCAGGUCAAAAGUAUUCAAGAUGCCAUUCGAGACAAGAAGAAGAGGUUUAACUUCAUGGGUGAGGAUGUAAACCUGGUCCCUUCGGUGGGCAUCUUCAUCACUAUGAACCCCGGCUAUGCCGGCAGGACUGAGCUGCCAGAAAAUCUCAAGGCUCUCUUCAGGCCAUGUGCGAUGGUGGUGCCAGACUUUGAGCUCAUCUGUGAGAUCAUGUUGGUGGCUGAGGGUUUCAUCGAGGCUCGACUUUUGGCCAGAAAAUUCAUCACUCUCUAUCAGCUCUGCAAGGAGUUGCUCUCCAAACAGGAUCACUAUGACUGGGGUCUGCGGGCCAUUAAGUCAGUGCUAGUAGUGGCCGGUUCCCUGAAGAGAGGAGAUCCACAUAGACCGGAGGACCAGGUGCUGAUGAGAGCCCUGAGAGACUUCAAUGUCCCAAAGAUCGUGACCGAUGACAUGCCUGUCUUCAUGGGCCUCAUCGGGGACCUUUUCCCUGCUCUUGAUGUGCCACGCAAAAGGGACAUGGACUUUGAGAAAUUUGUCAAGCAGUCUGUGUUGGAUCUCAAACUGCAGGCCGAGGAUAACUUUGUGCUCAAGACCUGCUGCACUCAAAUUCCACCUCUCACGGGCCAGGCCCAAAGAUCUAUCCUGCGAGGCGAAGAGAUCUACGGCAGCCUGACCGUACUUCUGCCAUAUCUGCUUCACUACCUGGGGAUGAAGCUUCCACUCCCC